Molecule: messenger RNA, 1675 nt
Organism: Xiphophorus maculatus (southern platyfish)
Lineage: Eukaryota; Metazoa; Chordata; Actinopteri; Cyprinodontiformes; Poeciliidae
Gene: eif5a
Product: eukaryotic translation initiation factor 5A-1-like
Exons: 5
Coding region: 112-582 (156 amino acids)
Biological process (GO): positive regulation of translational termination; positive regulation of translational elongation
Molecular function (GO): RNA binding; ribosome binding; translation elongation factor activity
Source: RefSeq, a predicted model, not a curated record
AUAAACGCCCCCCUUCUCCCCGCUUCCUCCGCGGAUGCUGCAGUCAAGUUGGCCGCGCAUGCGCACUCUCGGUCCUCUUUUUGCUCGGAAGCGCCCCAGACCCAUCGCACCAUGGCAGAUCCCGAUCUUGACUUCACGACUGGUGAGUCUGGCGCCUCCGCCACCUACCCCAUGCAGUGCUCCGCCCUGCGUAAGAACGGGUACGUGGUGCUGAAGGGACGCCCCUGCAAAAUCGUGGAGAUGUCCACCUCCAAGACCGGCAAGCACGGACAUGCCAAGGUUAACCUGGUUGGUAUCGAUAUCUUCACCAACAAGAAGUAUGAAGAUAUGUGCCCCUCCACCCACAACAUGGAUGUUCCCGCCAUCAAGAGGACAGACUAUCAGCUCGUUAACAUCGCUGAAAGCUACAUGUCCUUGAUGAGCGACAACGGUGACAUCAGAGAGGACCUGCGCGUCCCUGAGAGCGACAUCGGCAAGGAAAUUGAAUCGAAGUUCGAGGGGGGUGAAGAAUUCAUGGUCACCGUGAUUUCUGCCAUGGGGGAGGAAUGUGCUGUCGCUACCAAGGUCUUGGCCAGCAAAUAGGGAGAUGGACUUUGCUGCCCAGGCAACAAGCACCACCCACAACCAGUCUCCUGCAUCCUCAUUGGUUCUGUCACCAAAGCGUCGGCCUUCACAGACAACCUCAAAUCAUUCUGUUGUAAUUUCUCUCAUCAAUGAUCUUUUUGCCCCCCUCUCCUUCGCCUCCUCCCCCACCCUGGUUUCUCUUUUCCGUUGCUGUUGGGAAUGUUCCACUGCAGCUCGCUGCGUGGUCCUCUGCCUGAUGACUGAGUUUUUGUUUGGUAACAAUCUACUUUAUAUAAAAACAACUUAAAAAAAUCCCAAUCAGUUGCUCAUUCCUGCUUAUUUUUGCCUUCAUAGUGUUGGUUUCGCCACUCACAUUCCUGAAUGUUUAAAAGAAACUUUGGGGUUCAGCUUUUGUAUGAUUAUUUUUUUAUAUUCUUUAGAUUAAAAAAGCGGAUCUGGAGGGGAGGGCUGCUUCCAUCUCCAGGGUGGUUAGCGCUUAACAAGCCCACCCAGCAUGUAAAGAAAAGUUUUCCCACCCCAGUCAGGAACUUCAGCAACUCCCCCCUCGGUGUCUGUUUGUCGUCUGUAGGAGUCUGAGGGCCAAAUUCUCGAUCCAAUGUAACAUCCCCCUCCCUCCCCCAUUACAAAAAGUGUUAUUCUUUGAUUUCAGCGGCGUGAGUGUGGCGCGGUGUGGGCCUCCACAUGGAGGCGGUUUGCAGUGAGAAGUGUUUCCUUUUGUUUUCUUUUUGAGGGACUUUAUUCGGGUUUGGGAGGGUGGUUCAGUUGCAAACUUUCUGUUCACUCGAGGCCUUUUGUCACCUGACUGAAGAAGGCAAAAUAAAACAAUGAUACAAAUGGACAAAAACUGCAAAACGCUGUCUGCUUUCUGUCUCCUGGAGGGUUUUGUUUUGUGGGCAGAAAAUAAAUGCAUUGCAGUGUCGGAUCAGUUCUGUUUGUGCGAUUUAUAACUUGUGCUUUAUGCUGCAGACUGUUUCUGCAGCGGGAACCUUAGGAAAGUGUUGGCAUCAGUAUCCUAGCCUCUAUAAAACUGCUCAUGAUGCUGCAGGAAUGUGCAAAUGACUCCAUACAAUAAAUGAGAAAAUCAUUUCAA